Molecule: messenger RNA, 5917 nt
Organism: Jaminaea rosea
Lineage: Eukaryota; Fungi; Basidiomycota; Exobasidiomycetes; Microstromatales
Exons: 2
Coding region: 1-5799 (1932 amino acids)
Biological process (GO): transcription initiation at RNA polymerase III promoter; 5S class rRNA transcription by RNA polymerase III
Cellular component (GO): transcription factor TFIIIC complex
Molecular function (GO): DNA binding
Source: RefSeq, a predicted model, not a curated record
AUGGACGAAGUCAUAUCUUACCUCGUCGAGGAGCUGGCAAUGGAUGGCGAGCCAGGCAGCGACCUCGCCCGCUUCUCCGAAUUCAUCGAGGAAUUCCACAAAGGCACCGAUAGCCUCAUCGACGACUCGUACCGCGACUACAUCUUUCGCUGCCUCUUUACUCAGCAGAGCUGCGUUCAAGUGGGCACUAGGGUGAAAGCGGGCAAACCGCCUGACAAGCCCCCCCACCAACGAUGUAUCGAUACGGUGGCAUUUCUUCCCCGUGAUGAGGUGCUGUUGAAAGGCAAGACGCUCACUCAACUCAGCGGAGAGCACGGUAACGCGCUGCGCAUUACGGUCGAUGUGGACCUCAUCCGCCUCUAUAUUACGGGGACGACCGACGCCAAGUUGCUCAUCGGCGCAUCAUGGCCCUCCGUCCAGCUCGUCAGUCGUAGACGCGCGAGGGGGUGUGAAGCGACGGAGAUCGGGCGCGUGAAUGGGGCAGAUCAGCGAAAUGUCUUUGCGAUUCUCAAAAAGCUCGUCGACGUAGGGCUAGUCAAGAAGAUGGUCGCGGUGAAGAAACAUGGGCAGGGACAACAGGGCAACUUUGUCCUCCAUCGACGCUAUUGGGGCAUGGAGAUUGGAUUUAAGGAUAUCGUCGCGUCCGGAGCCAAGGCGACCAAAGCUGGAGACCAAGGCGAUGAGGAUGGCGAUGCCGCUGAGGAUGGAGGCGAUGCAGACGAGACUCAAGCAGGCGUGGAAGUGCAAGACGGCGGCGCAUCCAUCUCGGAGCCACUCUGCCUCGCCAUCAUCGCGCAACCGGAGGCGCUACUGGAGCGAGUCUUGCGACAGGUCGAGGAGGAUGGCGCUACGGAUGGGCUCUGGCAGCGCAUGGGCUUUCCCGCCAUGAUAGGCCUCGGCGAUCACUCCCUCAACGAUGCUAUUCAACACGGCGUACAGUUGGGAUGGCUUCAAGCCACUCCCUCUUUGCUCGCCCUCACAUCCACGGGCCGCGCUCACCUCUCGCGCCUUUCCGCGCCCUCAACCUCGACCGCCCACACCACCCUCGCGCAUACUAUCCUCGACACGAAGCACACCUUUGCAGCCAACCUAACCUUCGAGCGUCAAAUCCACGAAGCGGUCCGCCAAGCCGGCUCUUCAGGCACCACGACACGCCAAGUGACUCGCCACUUCCGAGCAGCAGGCCGUGCCGUGCGCCACUUUGACGAGUACAUGCACACACACGAGACGGACGGGCACGACCUGCGCGGCUAUCCAGACCUGUCCAUCCUGAGCGUCCUCGAGAUGUUUGGGCGCGAAAAGCGCGUGAGGAUGUGGAAUGCGGCGGGUCUGCUGGCACACGCGGAGGAGGUUCCGGAUGGAGGGUUCGAGGAGAAAGUCGAGCCGCUCCUGGGCAUCGAGACGGGGCCUUUUGUCGGGUGGGCGCCAUUCGAGACGUGCUGGGAGAGCGUCGAGGAGCUGCAGAAGGCCAUCGAUGCGGGCGCGAGGCUACCUGCCACCGUGAACAGGCCGAGGAAGAGCGAAAAAGACACGCCAGGCAAGGGCGCCGCCAAGCCGACGACGACGAAGAGGAAGAAGAACGCUGCUGCCACACCCACUGCGACGCCUAGUAAGCCGCCUGCUCCCAAGAAGGCUCCCACGCCCAAAAAGGCGGCGACGCCCAAGAAGAUGACGAAUCCGAUUGAUCCGGAGACGGGGAGGCCCAAGAAGGGCAGGCCGAGGAAGAGCGUAGACGCUGCGUCCGCGGUGGGGACGUCGUCGACGGGUGAGCCUCAAGCCAAGAGGGCGAGGGGAAGGCCCAAGAAGAAUGCGGGAGCGGUGGCGGCGACUGCGGUGGGGACGGAUAGUCAACCUACGACGGGCGGCGAGGCAUCUCAAGUAGCCGAGGGGUUCCGAGCAGCGCAAGCUGUGCCAGGUGUGGAGGGCGAGCAAGGCCAGCCGGCUGAGGAGAGCCUGGUCGUCGAGGAGAGCCAGGCCGUUGAUGAGAGUCAGCAGGUAGAUGACAGCACACAAGCCGAGCAAAGCCUGCAAGUAGAUGAGAGUCAGGUCAUCGAGGACAGUCAGAUGGCUAGCGAGAGUCAGCAAGUCGACGAUACCCAUAACGGCCAGCAAGUUGACGCCGAACCGCGCGACGCCGACCAGCGCGACGCCGACACGACGCAAGCUACGGAGAUCGGCGACUACUCGGAAAAUUCGGCCCCGCCAACGCCCUCGCGACCCAUCAAACGAAGAGUGUCAGAGGUCGAAGCAGAAGCAGCAGCAUCGGCGUCAGCAUCAGCGUCCGACUCUCAGAGGACCACACCCUCCGCUACGCCCGCACGCAAACGAGGCCGCCCGUCCGCACCGGCCCCCGUCCGCGCACGCUUCAACAUUGCUCAGACACGCAGGGAGCGUCUCUUCAUCGAGGUCCUGUCACGCUGCAGCGGCCUGGCCGACGAGAUGAAUCUCGGCCUACUUUGGAUGAACGAGCUGACCCAGAGGCAUGGUGAAAACACGCAGGCAGUGCUCAAGGAGCUGGGUGACCUGCGUGACAGCAAGACUCGCACCCGCAUGCUAGACUCGCUCGUCAAGCAAGGCAAGAUCAAGAUCACAACAACCCUCGGUCCCAAGGGGCGACAGCGCAAGAUUGUCCACUCGCCCGAUGUGGACGCGCGAAGCCUUCGCGAGUUCACUCAAAGGAUCCAACAGGGCGAGCUGCUCAUCGGCGACGUCUCGCAGGACUUUAAGCAUCUCUCUGCCCUACGCCGAAUCAACACGGACAAUGUGAAUGAGUUCGACACGGUCAAGGAGGAGACGCAGCGGACAAAGGAGACGAACGAACUCAUCAGGACGCUGCCCGUGGAUGAAUUGUUGGAGGACCCGCGCCAUGCUCACCUCUUCGAGGCGUCGACGCUGGUCCGCUCAACGACGUACGGGUUCAUGGCGGGCGAGAUGACGAGGCUGAGCUUCGUGCAUCGUCACAUCAUGGCACGUCUGCCCGAAGAUGGGCUGGUCGACACCAAGGCGGUCGCUCGUGAUCUGCCCCUCGGCCUCGUCGUAUCUCUCAAGGAGGUAGAGAACGACAAUGAUGCAUUCAAGGCUGCUCUGCAGGACCCGGAGCGCAUGGCCAGACCGAUAUUGGACGAGGAGAUGGCCGUCAAGAGUGCGCUCGGCGCACUGAACGAGGCGCAAUUCAUUCGAUGGUUCGAGGACAAUUACGUGCAGGACCUGCAGCUGCUUCGUCUAGCCACGCCAGCGGGCGAUGGGCGACUACAGUUCAAGCACUCGGCCAUCGAAGACGGGCAGUGGAGCUGGGCAGCAGGUGGUAAGGGGUCAGGCUCCAUGCUCACCCUCGAGGACGCUGCGGCGUACUGGGAGAAGCUAUCCAAGAAUCGCAAGACCGUUUCCAAGAAUCUGCACAGCCUGUGCGAAGACUCCUCGCCCCUACGCUCAAUGGCCCGCCUCAUCGGCAACGACAAGCGCUGGCGCGCAGACAAGCUCUCGACGAGCAAGCAGCGCAUCUUCCUGCGACGUCUCGUUGAAUGGCCCGACCCAGACGACUGGGGCAGCAUCCUUCGCGACGAGAACAUGCUGCGUCGAGUCUCUGAGCUCAUCUUUGCGCCCCUCGACGUGGUCAAGGAGGGCAUCGCCGCAUGUAAGAGGCGCAUGAUCGCCCAGGAAGUGGAGCAGGAGAACAAGCGCCGCACGAGCGACGAGAAGAGGGCCGAGAGGGAAGCGCUUAACUUCGAGAGGCUGGAGAAGGAGCUGCAGGAGAGUGGGCCAGACGAUCCCAGGCACGAUUUGAAGAUGAUGGAGAUGGAGAUUGCCAAGCUGCAGCGGGAGCUCAAGACUCGACGCGAUCGUCUGACCGAGUGGACUCGCGUCUUCGAACAGGCUUGCAGAGAUAAUCAGCUCGAGGGAGUGCAUAGGGCUGCUCUACUCGAGAAUCUGCUCGAGUUCCGUGACGCCUACGCGACGGACAAGGGAGGCAUAGCAUUGGAUGUGCUCAGCGACAUGAUUCGCCUGACGGUCGAGCAGCAGGGCCGACCCGACAACACAGCAGCAAAGGGCAAGACCAAGGGCAAAGGCAAAGGCCGCAAAGGGAAAGGUGCAGGCAAGGACGCUACACCUCAGGAGGGCGACGAAGAUGGAGGGGCUGCUCCCGUCAAACGCCGACGUCGUCGCCCGCGCGUCGACUUUCGCUGGACGCGCGAGAGGGACGAGCUCCUCCGCGACGCCUGCGUCAUCAUCCGCGCCCGCGACAAGCUGCGUGGCAGUGGGCGUAGCAACUGGACGGCUCUCAACCAGGUCUUUGAAGAGGAAAAGGUUCCCAAGCUCCGCGCCCGCUUCACUCACCUCUCUGCCGCCAUCGGCGAAGAAGACUAUCUCAACGAGCUCGAGGCAUACUGGACGCGCUUCUGGGAGGAGUACAGGGGCACGGUUUUGCUGCGCGACCCUAAUCCGGGCAAGCCAGAUGGGUUCGACCUCAAGGAACACAUUGCCUUCCUGCGCAGCCGUGUAGACAAGGACGACGUGCUCGAGGCCGUCGAGAGGGCCGCGGCGGGGGAUGGGCUUGCAGAGGACGACGAUGGUGGCGGCGAAGAGUGGCAGUUGCGCGAGCAGCCCAAGCCCCGCGAGGACGCAUUGGCCAUCGUGCACGACCCGCACGAGAAUGCCUACACUACGACGGAGAAGCUCAACGGGCUGCUAGGCUGCGCAUUUACGCUCAGCGCGAGCGGCGAGGCUGGCGUCGUCGUCGACGCUGCUCCUCAACGUCACCGCCGCGAACACAUGGCCGAGUGCGUGGUGCGCAUGCUCAUCGAGUCGCCCGACGUAAGCCCAGAGGCGGGCGUGGCGCUUUGUCGCUCCGUAGGGGAGGAUCAAGUCGAGAAGGCUCUCGAGCGCAUGAAGUUGGGCAAGAUCGUUCGCAAAACUAACAGUGAGGCUGCACGUCGUCACCCGGGCAACAAUUUCGCCUACACGCACGAGCACAGCAAUCUCGACUUUGGCCCGCACCUCGAGCUUGCGCGCCAAGCCCUCGAGGCUGAGAGCGCGUUGCGUGCGGGAGAAUGGACGCAGAUUGGUAUGGAUGACGACGUGGGGAUGACCAUUGCCGCUGUGCAGAUGCUGGCUGAUGGCGAGGCAGAGGCGCAGAUCGAAGUCGAGCAGCUGGCGCCGCUGAGGGACGAAAUCUACUUCAAUGGGAAAGCCGUCGUGGAUGCGGACAACGAGGUCGAUGUGGGGGUGCGCGGUCUGCGAAAGGAGGGGAGCACCGUAGCGAUGUCCGCGCCCAUGGCAGAGGAUGCUGUGCAGGCUGCCGUGGGCGGUCCGCUCGUGGCGGCUGGGUACGACGGUGUGCUGGCGAGCAGCGUCGACGCGGCGGGCAAUCUGCAUCGCCACGCCCUCAAGACUGGAUACGACGACUUGCGUUUGGUUUCCCCUCACUAUCGCUCUGCAUGGCAGGUCGGGACGGUAGAUGCCGCUCCCCCUACGACUGAAUGGUCCGCCAAACCUCGCUCCUGGCUCAACGCUUCGACGGGUGUCGCCGACCCGCAGCGUUGGCAUCGCGCCCUUCUCGCCGUUCACUCCCAGCUACUGCUACGUCCAGGUCUCUCCCUGUCCCAGCUUUCCAUCUGGCUCGGUUCGCACUACGAUCGCGUCGAGCUGCGCGAGAUCGUUGCUGGGCUAGAAAAGAUGGGCUUGGUCGAGCAGCGUGGCGUGGGAGUCAGGCCGGACGCCGAGACGGUCAUUACCCCGAGGCUGGGCGGCCCAGCUUGGUAUCGAUUCCAGAGCAGCGAGAACGGAGAAGAGGCUCUUUGACGGCCCAGUUGUAUUCUCCCUUCCCUAGGCCGCUCACCCACUCUUGGCGCGUCGCGCAGUCGCCCAAUCUCAUCUCAUCUCAUUCAUGCAUCGUACAAUUCCAGUGGCGCAUACUCCC